AUGACAAAGAAAAAGCGCCGCCACGCCCCUUAUCCAGCACAACUGCCGGACGAUUCUCGCCGCCGUUUUCCACAACCCGAAACCCAAACCCACGGUCAAGCCCGUAAUCACCCGCCAGUCUUAAUUGAUGACCGGGAAGCGGCUCAGGAACGCGAGAUCGAAACCCUGCUCCUCGACAACCACCGUCUCGCCUCCGCGCACGUCGCUCUUAAACAGGACCUCGACGCCGUCCAGCAGGAGCUCCGGCAUCUCUCUUCCACCGCUGCAACGGUCAAAGCGGAAAGGGAUGCUGAAGUGCGUGAGAUUUACGAGAAGGCACGGAGAAUGGAGGGCGAAGUCCAUACAGUCGAUGAGCUUAGCGUAGAGAUGGCUAGGGUUAGGACCGAUAUUCAGAACCUAAAUGCUGACCGCAAAGAGCUGACAGCCAAAUUACAGGAGAUGGAGGAUGAUCUCGUCAAGGUUCGUUCGGAGUUGCAGCAGUUUCCUGUAAUCAAAGCGGAAAUUGAGAGCAUGCGCAAGGAAGUUCAACGAGGAAG
Messenger RNA from Nicotiana tabacum (common tobacco), 536 nucleotides. The record is from RefSeq and is a predicted model, not a curated record. NCBI's taxonomy places the organism in Eukaryota, Viridiplantae, Streptophyta, Magnoliopsida, Solanales, Solanaceae.